Messenger RNA from Zingiber officinale, 783 nucleotides. Its product is annotated as zinc finger protein ZAT12-like. The record is from RefSeq and is a predicted model, not a curated record. Lineage: Eukaryota; Viridiplantae; Streptophyta; Magnoliopsida; Zingiberales; Zingiberaceae. Bases 45 to 626 code for a protein of 193 amino acids. The transcript has a single exon.
CAUUAUAUUCGUCGUCAAGUUUUCACAACGUGCAACUCGGUUCAAUGUUUGGUGGCAUGAAGAGAUUUAGGGGUGCAGCAGGUGGAGACGUGGAGAUGCUCGACAGCAUGGCUCACGCGCUGAUGCUGCUCUCGCACGGCCGCACGGGCGGCGCCGCAGGCGGAGAGUUCUUUGACGCCUCUGCGCCGUCGGCGCCGGCGCGGGUCUUCGAGUGCAAGACGUGCAGCCGGAAGUUCACGUCGUUCCAGGCGCUCGGCGGGCACCGGGCGAGCCACAAGAAGCCGAAGAUCGCUGCGAGUGAUGGCGGCUGGGAGGCCGCGAGGCCGAGGGUGCACGAGUGCUCCAUUUGCGGCCUCGAGUUCGCCAUCGGUCAAGCCCUCGGUGGCCACAUGCGGCGCCACAGGGUGGUGAUCCCCGAGGGAUUGGCGCAGGGGGCGAUGGCCGACGAGGGGGAGAGGCGGAGGAGGAAAACAGAGGAGAAGAGGGCGCUGCCGUGGCUGGACCUCAACGUGGCGCCGACGCCGACAGCAGAGGUAGCGGCGGAAGCCGCCGCCUCGUGCCGGAAGAAGAUUUUUGGGUUUGAGCUUGUAGACACCACGUCGGUGGCGGUGGAUUGCUUCCGCUGACCCUUCUCGAGUUAUUCCUUGAUUUAUACAUCCUUUUUUUUAAAAGAAAAAAAAUUCACUGUGUAUACGAAUUUGUAUUUAUUUUCUUAUUUACAAAGUUUGUAUUUUACGAAUAAAUGUUAAUGAAAAUAAUGCUGCUUUUAUUUUAUGGCAAAAA